AUGCGACCGAAAUUAAAGCAUUGGCUCGAUGAUGAACAGUGUGAGCCGUCUUUGUUUAAUUUUGAUAUUGAUGAAGUCAAUGAAGCAGAUAGUGAAACUAUGACUGAUGUUGGAGAAGCACCUCUACAUGAUGAUUUACAACAGCAGAAUUUAACUCGAAUUCAAUUAGAGCAAUUAUUCUCUCGAGCCAGUUCUGUAUUAGUCGCAGAGUCAACAAAUGAUCAAGAAUCUUUUAAACGUAAAAAAACCAUAAGAGUACCAAAAACAAGUACGAUGACAAAAACGCCAUUUCCACCUCCUCAAUCAUAUCGUCAAGAAGAUUUCGAUAUUAGUAUUGAAGAACUAAAACAGUUGGCUAAAAAACCGGUAGGUCAACUAGUUAUUGACAGAUAUUCUCCUAAUAACAAAGAAAUUCAUUAUGCAUUAUCAACUGUUACAUUAACAUUUAAUCAAUCCAUGAUAAGUAUUUCAUCAUUAGAUGAACAGAUGGAUCCAGAAGAUCUAGGUAUAUCAUUAAUACCAAAAGUUCAAGGUCAAUGGAGAUGGAUAGACACGAAAACAGUUCAAUUUACAGCAAAGCAUCGUUUUCCAUAUUCUACCAAGUAUACAUUAACAGUGGACAAACUUCGUUGCGUAUCAGCAAUUGGAGGAAAGCUAGACGGUGAAUUUUUCUUUGAAUUCUCAACAAAAACAUUACAAGUUCUUCAAUUCUUACCAGAUGAAAUAGUUUCAACAUUAAAGCCUCGAUGUUUUCUAUUAUUCGAUCAAAAAAUUCAUAUCAAUGAAAUCUUCAAGCAUAUAUGUAUAGUGCGUGAUGAUGGAGUUAAAAUGGAGAACAAAGAAUUAGAACUACUAGACGAAGACACAACAAAAAAUGAAUUUAAAUCGUACUUAAAUCAUAAGGAAGGAAAUCUUCAAGAAUAUAUUGCAUUUACAUUUAAAAAUGAUUUAUUAAAGGCAACAGAAUAUACGAUUCAGUUACCUCAAGACUGUCCAUCAGCCGAAGGACCACUAAAGACAACAACAGAAUGGUCAGCUGUUUUUUGUACUUAUGAACCUUUAAAAAUUAUUGAUUGGUUUCCGAAUAUCAAUGAUCAGUACCAACAGACUAUUUUUCCUGGUCGAAGUUGGUCGAUUACAUUUAAUAAUUCCUUAGAUCAUGCAUCAAUUAAAAAAUCCAUGUUCAAAGUUGAGCCGACACUUAGCGAUUUAGGUAUUGAACAUACAGACGACGAUAAUAAAAGAAUAACAAUACUUAAUAAUUCUCAACCAAAUACUGUCUAUACAUUAUCUAUACAAAGAGGAAUGUUAAAAGACGUUUAUGGCCAAACACUCGAACAAGAUCCUACGGAACAACCAAUUCAAUUUCACAUAGAAGAAUCAAAUUCACCAUUAUAUGGAACAUUGAGGGGUGAAUCAGGUAUUAUUAUAAUGGAUCCUGGCCUAUUAGAUGAACCGUAUUACUCGUUUAUAGUUUGUAACUAUUCAGAAUUAAUAAUUCGAAUUAAUCGUGUCAAACCAGAGCAUUAUCAGCCAAAUGUACUAAGAUUCAAUGCACGCUCUGGCGACGAUGACGACGACGAAGAAGAAGAAGAAGAAAAAGAAAAAGAAGAAGACCAGAAGGAAGCAAUAGAAAAUAACCAUAACAUACCUGGUGAAGAGUUACUAAAUGAAAUUAUACAGACAAACUGUCAACGAAAUGAACCGAAGGAGAUAAGAAUUCCGUUGAAGACGUAUCUUACAAAAUCAUCUGGAGUCGGUCAACUGUUUAUAUUCAUUACAACAACCAAAAAAGCAUACAAGGAAUGUGAAUAUAGGUAUUGGGUAGAUACACGAGCUAUAUUAGUCUGGCUACAAUGUACUCGAUUAGCUGUCGAUACAUUUGCCUCUUCAAAUAAGGAUGGUACGUUAACUACAUUGGUUACUAAUUUAAUGACUGGUGCACCCAUCAAUCAAGCAAUUGUUUCCAUAUUGAACCAAAAACAAGUGACAAAUCAACAAGGAUUAUGUACCAUUGGAAGGCACAAGUCAGAUGUUAAAAGAACAGGAGAAGACCAAGAAGAAGAAGAAGAAGAAGACACAGAAAAUGAAUUAUUAGUCGUAGAGAAAGGUGACGAUCUCUAUAUGGAAGUAGAUAUCUACCCUUCUCAAUCAACUGAUGAUAUUUACAUUUGGCAUGUAUUCAAUGAUCGUGGUUUAUACAGACCAAAAGAAGAUGUACAUAUAAAAGGUUAUGUUCGAUUAUUGAAGAUGGAAGGUGAAGCAAAAAUACCCAAGUAUACCCAAGGUGUCAUUGAUUAUAUAAUUUCUGAUCCUCGAGGUGAACAACUUCAAGAAUCAAAAGUGAAAUUGAAUCGUUAUGGAGCAUUUGAUAUCAAGUUUACAUUACCUGACAAUGUUAACUUAGGUCAAGGAUACGUCGAAUUCCGUUUAUCAGAUUCAAAAAGCGAAACCACACAUUAUUUUGAAAUUCAAGAAUUUCGAAGACCAGAAUAUAAAGUCUCGUCAAUGGUUCGAUCGUCAAUAGCAUACUAUUGUCAUUCAACGGUUGAUCAAUAUGUCAUCAUUAGUUGUGAAGGAAAAUUAUUUGCCGGUGGAUAUCUAAGUGAUGCCAGUGUUCAAUGGAUAGUAGAAGCUGAAUCAACAACAUUUACACCGGCUAAUAGGUCUGAUUAUAUGUUUGGCAAAGCGCAGUCAUUCUCUUACUAUCAUGGUGGUCGUACUCAAAAACAAAUAUCGUACCCAACAAAGCAUUUUCAAGGCAAAACAACCAAUAAAGGGCAACAUGAAAUAAAAAUUAUUUAUCAUGGGAUUGAACAAGAACCAAGACCAAUCAUUGUUCGCGCAUUAGCAGCUAUCACUGAUUUGAAUUCUCAAACACAAGAAACAGGAACAGAUUUUCUCAUACAUCCAUGUACAUACUAUGUUGGAUUUCGGUACGUAAAAAAUUAUGGUAAGAAAGGUGAACCGGUGCAAACAGAAGUCAUCGUAACAGAUAUUGAUGGAAAUUUGAUUAACAAUAUUUUGAUUCAAUGCGAAGUCAUUGGACAUGGCAAGGAACAAAAAGAAGAUCAAAAUGGUUUAACAAUAUUUGAAGGAAUAACAGAUGAACAAAAAUUAACAGUUGUUAGCUCAAAUAAAGAUGCAGUUAUUCUUGAUUAUAUACCAAAAUUAGGUGGCAGAUACAAUUUAUCAUACAGCAUCAAAGAUGAACAAGGACGAUUAGCUAUGAGUUCCCAUGAAAACUAUUAUGUCUGCGGUGGUGAAGAAAAAGAAAAAGAAAAAGAACAAGAAAUAGAUGAACAUGAACAUGAAGUAAAUAGUUAUGUUCCAAUGGACUCAUUGACAAUUGUUCCGAAUGCAAAAAGUUAUCGACCAGGAGACCUGUGUGAAUUAUUAAUUCUAGCUCCGUUUAGUCCUGCUAAUGGUUUGAUUCUGCUCGACUGCGAUGGUCAAGUGUCUCAACCCAUAGGAUUUCAAAUAGAAACCGGAAAAGAUUCAGCAACUGUUGAAUUUAAAAUAUCAAAAGAUUGGAUACCAAACUUUGCGGUGCACGCUGAAUUAAUCGGGUCAACUCCAAGAGAAAUGAAAGUAACUGAUUCACCAUAUCGUCCAGCAAUCGCUUCUCACUCCGUGUCAUUAGAAGUAUCAAGAGAUUUAUAUAAGCUAAAUGUUUUGGUUGAUACAUAUGAACCAAAUAAAAUCUAUACGCCAUCAUCGACCAUCCAUAUCGAUAUCGACGUUAGACAAUAUGUAGAUAAUGCACCUGCAAAAAAAGCAGAAGUUUGUUUAAUUGUUGUUGAUGAAGCAGUCUUAUCAUUAACUGAUCACAAAUUACAGAGUCUGUUAGAAAUAUUUUAUCCUGAUCGAUCGCAAGAUAUUACACAAUUUCAUAGUAGAACUCGUUGCUUGCUAUUCGAUGCACAAAAAAUAGAACAACUUAAGAACGAGAUAAAAGAAAGUCUGUACUUAGACGAAUGCGAAGGUGGUGGUGGUGGCGGUGGCGGUGGUAAGCGCCGCGGUAAGUUCAAGUCAAGUGCUCACGAUGCUGAGCAAAAAAUAACUGUUCGGUCGAACUUCAAUCCACUUGCAUGUUGGACACCUUCGUCAGUUACUGAUUCCUCUGGACGAGUUUCAAUUGAAAUAAAAUUACCUGAUAAUCUAACACGCUACCGUGUAUGGGCACUAGCAACCAAUGAUAAACAAUAUGGUAUAGGUGAAAUGUCACUUACUGUACAACUACCAAUUAUGAUUCGACCUUCACUACCAAGAUUUCUGAAUUAUGGAGAUACUGCAUAUUUCUCAGUUAUUUUACAAAAUCAAACCGAUCAAUCACUACAAUUACAUACUGGUUUGAGCGCAACCAAUGCAAAAUUAUUAACAGCACAAACAAAUCGACCAGCAAUUGGCUAUUCAAUUGUUCUACCACCUAAUAAACGAGCUGCUGUUACGUUUCCAAUAGAAACAAUGCAUUCUGGUACAGCUCGAUUUCAGUUCAUAGUCAAUACUCCUAGAAAUAAAACAUCUCCAUCAUUUGGUGACGCCAUCGAAGUAAGUUUACCUGUAUUUAUGCCAGCGACAUCAGAAGCAUUUGCAACAUAUGAUGAUACACAUGAAGAAGUAGUUAUACAGCCAAUAAAAACACCAAAACAUGUUCUUUCACAAUACGGUGAACUAUCAAUAACAACAAGUUCGACAGCAUUAGCAUCAUUAACUGAUGCAAUUAUUUCGCUUUAUACAUAUCGAUUUGAAUGUACAGAACAAUUAAGCUCAAGAAUAUUAGGUAUACAAUCACUGUGGAAUGUUUUACAGGCAUUUCAUUGUAAACAAUUACCUGAUAUAUCUGUAUUGAAAACGAAAUUAGAGUCAGAUAUAAAUAUAUUGAAAGGUCGCCAGUAUCCAAAUGGUGGUUUUGGUUAUUGGACAAAUCGACAGGAUUCUCAUCCUGAUCCAUAUAUGAGUGUACAUGCUGCUCAUUGUUUAGCUGUCAUUUUAAAUAAAAAGGUAUUUGAUGUUGACAAUAAUAUGCUAAAAAAUACGUUAAAAUAUCUUGAAAAUAUUGAAUCUGAGAUUGAUCAAUUACCCUACAGUAAGCAUUGGUCGGAAAAAACUCGAUUUAGUUUGAUCAGUUAUGCAUUAUAUGUACGAGCAAAAUUUCGUCAAAACAUGGCUCAUCAAGCUUUACAAAUAUUUCAGCAAAGUGGAUUCGAUAAACUUAGUUUAGAAGCAUUAGGAUGGCUAUUGAUCGCCUUGUCUGCUGACAAAAGUCAUGAUAAUCAUCAAACAAUUGAACUCAUAUAUAACUAUUUAAAAGGUAAAGUAAACGAAACAAGCGAAACAGCAAAUUUUAUUACAUCGUAUGGUGAUGAUGGUCAAUCAGUAAUGUUCCAUUCAAAUCAACGAACAGAUGCUAUUCUAUUAGAAUCAUUAUUAUGUAUUGAUCCAGAAUCCACCCUCUGUACUAAAUUAUGUAAAGGUUUACAAGCACAUAAAGUGAAAGGUGCAUGGAAAUCAACACAGGAAAAUUGUUUUGUAUUAAUUGCAUUAGAUAAAUAUUUUCACAUUAAAGAAAAAGAUACACCAGAUUGUGUUGUCAAUAUCUGGUAUGACAAUGAUUAUUGCGGUCAACAUCAAUAUAAAGGUCGAACAACAAAUACAUAUACAGUGAGUAUUCCGAUGAGAACAAUUCUGGCGCUGUCAUCAUCAUUCAACAUGGGUAGUAACGAUAAGAACGUAGUGAUGCAUAAACGUGGCAAUGGUCGAUUAUACUAUCGUAUUGCAAUGGAUUAUGCCUCAACAAGUCUGCAACUAAAUGCAGUUAACUAUGGUUUUAAAAUUGAACGAACAUACACAGCUAUCGAUCAUUCAUCACACGUUCAGCAACAACCCGAUGGAACUUGGAAUUUCAGGCUAAAUGAAAAAAUUAAAGUUACAUUAACAAUGACAACAACACAACGACGAUAUCAUGUAGCAUUAGUUGAUUAUUUACCAGCUGGUUGUGAACCAUUGAAUACAAAAUUAAAGGGUACUUUGGCAGAUUAUACAAAUUCAUCAGUAACAAGAUCAAAAAGAAACAGUCGCUAUAAUGAAUAUCGAUUAUAUUCAACGAUUGGUUGGACUGAAUAUGAAAAUUUAAGAGACGAACGUGCUGAAGUAUUUCGAGCAUUAUUAUGGUCUGGUGUAUACGAAUGGAGUUAUGUUAUGCGUGCAACAUGUGCUGGAACAUUUAUCAUUCCACCAGCUAAGGCUGAAGAAAUGUAUUCACCUGAAAACUUUGGGCGAUGUACAACAGAAAAAGUUAUCAUUGACUAA
Rotaria socialis is the source of this 6312-nucleotide messenger RNA. The record is from the annotation of a GenBank genome assembly. Lineage: Eukaryota; Metazoa; Rotifera; Eurotatoria; Philodinida; Philodinidae.